GCAUUUUUUCGUUGACCACCUUGAUGAUUAUUUGUAAUUAAUACCCGUCUGAUUUGCUCCAGUGAUUGACAUCUAAAAGGGUUAUUCAAAGUCUCUAAGUUCUUAGAAGCGGGCUCGAUGUGUUAAUUGCUCCCUUGUUUCGAACUGUGUCGGCUGCCGAGGUAAAUGCUACUUUUUUUAAGAGGACAAGAAGAGCAGCACGCUUGGUAUGGUCCAUAUAAUCGUACACCGAAUGGGUGGCAUGGCCGACGUUCUGUAUCGACUCAUCACCAUAUGGGUCUUCACAAGAAUAGCAUUCUGCCAAGAAUCAAAUGUUAGACUACAGAAUGGACUUACCCCAAGAGAGGGCAGAGUGGAGGUUCGCAUCAAUGGAACUUGGGGUACACUCUGCGACAGCAGCUUUGGCAUCAACGACGCCCAUGUGGUUUGUCGUAGCCUGGGCUUCACUGGUGCACUUGGUACCACGUCACUUUCGGAGUUUGGACCGAGUACUUUAACAAUCCACCCGAUCGAUCUUCGGUGCAACGGGAAAGAAACCACUCUUUCAGAAUGUCCAAAAAGUAAUCUAGAUCACCUGCCAGAAGGAUGCGGCUCGUAUAAUGAGGCCGGCGUAAGAUGCUCAGACUGCCGGGAUGUAAAUCCUAGAUGUGAAGAAUGGGCCAGCCAAGGGGCUUGUGAAUCUUACCCGGGAGAGAUUUUACAUGUCUGCCAGAGAAGUUGUGACCAGUGUACCCUGCUUAGCAUAAAUGAUUCAGCACCACUAUCCCCGGCAGAGGACACGUGUGUAACCGGACAUUGCUAUCUCGACUCAAACAGUGCAGACUAUAAGUGCAUACCAGCCGUUGAUAUCUGUGUGACCGUAGGAUGGUACCAAGGAAUCGUGUGUGUACCAACACCGAUUGCACCAACCCCAUCAUCUGUACGGUGUAUGAAUGUGUCUACUGAACGAACCAGGACUACUCUGUCUCCUUUCGAAGUAGUAGGUGCAUUGGGUAGUAGGUUGGAUGAACUUGCCCAUACCACACCGGAAACAGACGACGAUUUCGAAAUGGGUCUUAAGAAUCUCGCCAGCCUGUUCUUAUACGCUCAACUUAACAACUUAGAACUUCACCCCGAGCACAUAUUGAGCCGGCAAAGACAGGUUACACUUUUAUUCUUAUAUGAGAUGAAUUUACUCACCAUUGAAGACAACGCCUUCAGUGGGUUUCCACGCAUCAUAACACUAAUUUUGGGGGUCAACAAGAUUCGGGAGAUCAGAAAUACUGCCUUCACAGGUCUGCAGCAGCUACAGUAUCUGAAUCUUCGAUUUAACGAGAUAUCUUCGAUUGAAAGUGGUACGUUCGCACAUCUCAGUAAUCUUUUCUUCUUGGAACUGAAUGAUAACUCUCUCUCCUACCUGCAGCCGGGUGUAUUUUCUGGAUUGGUAAACCUUCGAGCUCUGGCUCUCUUCAACAAUGAAAUUCGAAGGAUUGAUAAAGGAGUUUUCGACGACCUGGAGGAAUUGCAAUUCUUGUAUCUCCAGUCAAAUAACAUUAGCGACAUCCAAGUCGGAGCAUUUUCUGAUCUAGGAAACCUAAGAAUCUUGAAUUUGGCAUCGAAUUCCAUUAGCCAUCUGAAAAGGGGAGUAUUCACAGGACUGCGAUCUCUCCAGUAUCUAUUCUUAACUAACAACAACAUCUAUGUUAUCGAAGGACACGCCUUUGAAUCCCUGUCGGAACUCCAGUAUAUGUUUUUCCUCGGUACUGAAUUGGGAGCUGUAGAUCCUAAUGCACUAACUGGACUGACAUCAUUGGAGAAAAUGUCUACCUCUGACAAUCGCCUGUGUUGCCUUCUACCGGAAAACACCACUUGUGCGAGGACAUCCCCGACCAGUCCCUUGGACACCUGUAGCAGGUUAUACCCAAACUUGGCCUUGAGGAUCGCAGGAUGGGUCAUGGGUUUAUUGGCUAUAGCUGGCAACGGCGGUGUUCUCUUUAUUCGGCUUCGGGAUAUAAACAAAGUGCCAAAUAAAGUCCAGAACACUAUGAUAAUUAGCUUAGCCGUGGCUGAUAUCCUAAUGGGGCUUUACAUGAUAUUUAUCACGUCUGCCGAUCUGAAGUUUGGAAAUGAAUUUUACCUGAGGGCCCCUCAGUGGCGGGAUUCACACGUGUGUCGGGUUGCUGGUUUUCUAGGGUUUCUAUCCAGUGAGGCAUCGGUCCUAACGCUGACGUUGAUAACAGUUGAUAGGUUCAUAAGCAUUAUGUUUCCAUUUAGGCCAGAGCUUAAGAUUCGACACAAGGGGUCUAUGAUUCUAGUUACUGCUGUCUGGGCGUUCACUGUAUUAUUGAGUUUUGGACUGGUUAUUGUUACAUCAUACAGACCUGACGUGUACGGACUUUCUGACGUCUGUCUUGGUCUACCACUGCAUGUGGAGGCAAAGGAUACUGGCGUAUUAGAAAUCAUAGGAGAAUUUUUCUUCGAAUAUCGCGUGGAUUACAGGAUAGACGAAAGCAGGUCCAGGCCUCCGUGGUUGUUUUCCAUCAUUAUAUUCAUUGGGUUUAAUCUUGUUUCCUUCACUUUUAUAUUGAUCUGUUAUAUCAUGAUAUUCGUCAAAUCUACAAGAGCUUCAAAGAAUGUUCGCAACAGCAAGUCCAUGAACCAAGAAACUAAAUUAGCUGUUCGUAUGGCGAUGAUCGUUGCUACUGACCUCGUAUGUUGGAUGCCAGUCAUCAUCAUGGGAAUCCUUUCGCAGACAGGAGCAGUCACCCUUGAUCCUUCGCUCUAUGCUUGGACAGUGAUUCUCAUCGUCCCUAUCAAUUCAUCCAUCAAUCCCUUCCUAUAUACCUUCAUCAUGUACAUCGAAGGCAUGAAGGCGAAAACGAAAUCAAGGAUGAAAGAUGACAAAAUCAAUUUAGAAGUAAAAAACAACCAUAUAUGUGAAACAUCCCUAAGUAAUCAGAAGUGAUAACUAAAAAGCUAACACUUUAGCCUUUAGGACGUGCAAUAAUUGAAUUCCGCCCAAAUCGAACUUUUGUCAACUACUUACUACUAGUGGGAUUAUGAUUUAAGUACUAUGUGGAAGGAAUUACUAGUUUUAACCUGUACUUAUUUUGUUCUUGUUACCACUUUCUUAUAUAUAUCCUUUAAGAGUACAUCUCACCAUUUUUUUCUGCCCUCAUUAUUUUAGAAAAUUAAGCACCUUUGCUUUGUGUUAGUCUUAAAGCAGGAGCCAUCUAGUUGGUCCCAAAAUAUUCUUAAUCAAAUAGAACCAUUCCCCUGGAAAGGUGCUGCGCGUAAGGGGCAAUUCAAAAUAAAUAGUGCGGUAUACUCCAUUGUCAAUUGAAGAACCAUGGUUAUAAGUCAUACCACAAAGAAGACACCACUUUAUCACCCACCCCUUUUUUCUUUACUAAUGGAGAAUCUGUAGGUAUUUUUCUUUAAGUCUGAAACAGUGCAAGGGUCGUGGAAAUUAAUCUGUAUAGUCAAUGUUAGCGAAUCAGAACUAAUUUUUAAUUUUAUUCGCCGUAUGGCCUGACAUUUGUUAUAAAUAAUUGUCUGUGUUUUAGUUCAUUGCCUUUUUAGAUUUGUUCAUCUGUGUCUGAGUGAUGGUGUUUUUAAUGUCAUUAUAAAGCUAGAGUCUUUCCGUAAAUUCGACUAAACUCAUAUUCCUUUCCAUUCUCAUUUUGCCUAGUUAAACAUAUAUAACAUGCUUUACUUCUGAUGAGUUACGUUAGUCUCGUUACAGUCUACUGAACGAUCACAUGUUUGAUAUGUCGCCGUUAGGUAAAGCCCUUCUUAAGUUCACCAUGCAUAGCAUUUUGUACUUUAUCAUGUUUGUUUUGCACCAUAAAUGUGAUGAAUUGGAAGUAUGUAAGAUCCAGCCUAAUUUGACAUAGUCCAGUAUUUUGAAAAAAAAGUGGGCCUGUGAUGGAACAAUGAUCUUCAUUGGUCGUUGGCAUUUUGAAUCGAAAAACCUCAAUAUCUCAGAACCACGCGUAAAGAAUAGCAAGGGCAAUCCCACACACACACCAAAUAAAGUGCAAAAUAACAUAUACGCGAAGUGGGAAUUAUUAGGCCGUGAGGUUAAAGCCACUUGCAUAUUAGGCGAGUAUUAGUCAGUGACGGUUGGACGAAUUUAUGACUGGACCAAAUUUAAAGUAGACCAUGUGAGUAUUAACGGUUUUAGUCAAAUCUGAAAAUUAGACGAUCUACUAUUAUUUGAACAACCUGUAUUGCAAAACUGCAACAAGGUUUGAAUACUAUGAAUGGCCAAGUCUAACUUAUGUGUACCAUGGUGUUUAAUAAGAUGUUUAUAGAGCAGAUAAUGUAAAAACAAACGCAAAGCCUAAAUAUCAAACUAAUGAAAAGAAAUAGCGCUUAUGUUAUUUUUCAUGUUAUUAAUAUUUUAUUUUCUGCAUUUAGUUAUUCCAUUGGGUGCGUAUUUGAACGGUUAACUGGCAUUCUGGUUAAAUAAUUCUAAAAUCAAAUGUUCCAUUCACUGUGCUGUUAAGUAAUUUAUUAAAUGAGAUGUUUGUUGAAAUCAAA
Molecule: messenger RNA, 4524 nt
Organism: Lytechinus variegatus (green sea urchin)
Lineage: Eukaryota; Metazoa; Echinodermata; Echinoidea; Temnopleuroida; Toxopneustidae
Product: relaxin receptor 2-like
Exons: 17
Coding region: 209-2944 (911 amino acids)
Biological process (GO): G protein-coupled receptor signaling pathway
Cellular component (GO): membrane
Molecular function (GO): protein binding; G protein-coupled receptor activity
Source: RefSeq, a predicted model, not a curated record